GGAAAGGGUGCAGAGAUUUAGCAAAUGCUAUCAAGGAUGAUGUAUUUACAAUAGGGGGAGACACUUGGAAUGGUUUGAAUUGCUUUCGUUUGGGAAGGUUCCUAUAUGUGUGUCGACGUUCUGAAAGAGACCACCAAAUAGUUGUGCUUUUUCAGUCUUUAUUCAUACCCAACAACUUUUGCUUUUCGGUUUCCAAGUAUUUAUCCAACUUUCUUUUGAAAGUUACUGUUGCACCUGCUUCCAUUGCUCUGUGCAUUGCACAUCGUAACUGAUUGUAUUUAAAAAGUCAGACUCAUCAUUUCCCUUUGCUUGUUGUCGCUGGUAAAUAAUCUGUGCUUUCUGAUUAUUAAGCCUCCUGAUCUUUGGGGUGUUGUCCCAAUUCCCCAUCUCCUGCGGUGCUGUCACACUCUGCCUGUUGAUGCUGUUGCAUUGAAGACUCCUGCGCUGCAGGUGGCGCUGUCCUCCCGGGGAGGAGCCGCCGCCGCCUCCGGCAGUUGGUCGGAGCGACUCUAGGGGUCGGCUCUGGACUGUACGGAGAGGGGGACGGGAGUCUCCACAGCGGCGAACCGGACUGGCACAUCUCGGUGUGAGUGGACGGAAAGGGUGAAGGGCAGUAUGAGUGAAGCGGCCUGGCGAGGACGGUCCCGCAGCUCGGGCGGAGUGUCUCCGGGAGGUGAGGAGUUUCUCUUCAGUUUUUCUCCAGUGCAGAAGAGAUGCUCUUCUCGUUGGUUCCAGAUACUUGCUGUGAAAAUGAGGCAGCUGUCAUGACGUCAGCAAGCAGCGAUGCCGUUCUGACUUCCUCCUUGUAUCUUGAAACCAAGUGGAAGUUGCGUACAAUCAGGGUACGUAGCUGCAUUCUUAACAUCCCCGGUUUUCUCUUGUCAACUUGCCAACUAUCUUUUGGUAGAGGAAGGUGAAAGAGUGCAUUGUACAGAUAUACACAUGCUAUAUUUAUGAAUCUCACACUCUGAAUUUUGCUGACAGUCCUUGAAUUAGUUUUAAGUUGUGGAAGGACUUUGCUAAAAGCAAGAUGCUUAUCAAGGAAUACCACAUCCCUCUUCCCAUGAGUGUUGAGGAGUAUCGUAUUGCACAACUCUACAUGAUCCAGAAAAAGAGCAGAGAAGAGACUUCUGGAGAAGGGAGUGGUGUGGAGAUCCUUGAGAACAGACCAUAUAAUGAUGGUCCAGGUGGUUCAGGGCAGUAUACCCGUAAAGUCUACCAUAUUGGUAUGCACAUCCCCAGUUGGUUUAGGUCUAUUUUACCGAAAGCUGCAUUGCGUGUUGAAGAGGAGUCCUGGAAUGCUUACCCCUAUACCAGAACAAGAUAUACCUGUCCCUUUGUGGAGAAGUUUUCCAUUGAUAUUGAAACGUAUUAUAAACCUGAUUCAGGAGAUCAGGCCAAUGUAUUUAACCUCUCAACUGCUGAAAAAAGACUGAGGAUGAUUGAUCUGAUUGAUAUUGUCAAAGAUCCCAUUCCUCCUCAUGAAUACAAAACAGAAGAAGAUCCUAAAUUGUACAAGUCUUUCAAGACAGGAAGAGGGCCUCUAUCUGAUAACUGGAUACAUGAGUGCAAGAAUAAGCCUGGAAAAAUGCCAAUUAUGUGUGCGUACAAACUCUGUAAAGUAGAGUUUCGAUACUGGGGAAUGCAGUCCAAAAUUGAAAGAUUCAUCCAUGAUGUGGGUUUAAGAAAGGUCAUGCUGAGGGCUCACCGCCAAGCAUGGUGUUGGCAGGAUGAAUGGUAUGGCCUGACCAUGGAGGAUAUCCGGCGACUAGAGCGUGAAACACAACUCAUGCUGGCUCUGAAGAUGGCCGAAUUCAUGACUCAGUUCAACUUAAACGACAGUGAAGCCGAGCAAACUGGUCCAAUUCAAUCCUCCAAUGAAAGAGAUCUAGACAUCAACAAUUCCAUAAUCAAACCAGCACCUGAAAAUGUCACCGUGAAGGAGUACAGUGGCUCGUUAACAGAAAAAUCACUAACCAAACAGUGGUCGACAUCAUCCAAAUCAUCACGUUCAUCAAAAAGAGGAGCCAGCCCUUCACGUCACAAUAUAGCAGACUGGCGAAUGCAAAGUAUUGCUCGAGACUCUGAUGACAGCUCUGAUGAUGAAUUCUUCGAUGCACAAGAAGAUUUUUCAGACAAUGAGGAGAUCUUCCCUCAAGAAAUCACAAAAUGGAAUUCAAAUGAUCUUAUCGAUAAAAUUGGAGGGAGUUGUGAAGCUGAGGAGAGCAAAAGUGACAUAUACCAAGGACAAUUAACAGAUUGUGUUCCUACCAGUGUCGAGCAGCUCGAUCAUAUUGAGAUACACAGUCCUGUUAAAAAUAAGAGUGUCAGUACCAGUAUUCCACAGAUUACAGUUACAAGUGUUCCAACAGAGGGAGGAUCACAGCAGCCUUUGCAGUCCUGCAAGAUUCAUGUCCUUGUCCUCAUUCUGCAUGGUGGCAAUAUUCUGGACUCUGGCAGUGGAGAUCAAACCUCCAAACAGGCUGAUGUCAACACCAUCACUUCUGUCUUUGACACGGUGAUGAGAGUGCACUUCCCUGCAGGCCUAGGCCACAUUGCAGUCAAGCUGGUUCCAUGCCCAGCCAUCUGCUCAGAAGCCUUUUCACUCGUAUCAAACCUCAGUCCCAUGAACUAUGAUGAAAGCUGUUUGUCGAACAGUCAAGAUCAUAUUCCACUGGCUGCACUUCCUUUGUUGGCAACAUCAUCUCCUCACUACCAGGAGGCAGUUGCUACGGUGAUUUUCAGAGCAAAUCAAGUGUACAGCGAUUUUAUCAAAUCACAAGAGGGUGUCUCCUUUAGUGGCCAGGUAUGUUUGAUUGGAGAUUGUGUUGGGGGAAUCCUGGGAUUUGAUGCACUCUGCUUCAGUAAUCAGACAGUCUCUGAGAGCCAGAACAGUAGCAGGAGAGGCAGUGUUGUGAGUGUACAGGACAAUGAUCUAUUAUCUCCUGGUAUAGUUGUGAACAACAGCUGUAUGUGCAAUGCUUCCAACCUGGAAACCAGCAGGCAUCUCAGUAGAAGCAACAUUGACAUUCCUCGAAGCAGCAUGGAUAAUCCAAAUAAACAGCUGCCAAGAAAGAGAAGUGAUUCUUCAACAUAUGAGCUUGACACAAUUAAACACCACCAGGCUUUUCUUUCAAGUUUGCAAUCUAGCGUUUUUAAGAAUGAUCCUGGGUCAAGACGAUCUAGUAGUUCAACCAUGCUGGAAGGAGUAAACCCUGGGAAGUUUGAAUUUGAAGUGACUGACUUCUUUCUGUUUGGCUCUCCCUUGGGACUGGUGCUGGCAUUGAGGAAGACAGUGAUUCCAAGCUUGGAUGUCUACCAGUUGAGACCAGCGUGUCAACAUGUUUACAAUCUCUUCCAUCCAGCGGAUCCUUCAUCUUCCCGCUUGGAGCCACUUUUGGAGAAGAAAUUCCACCUGCUCCCACCAUUUAAUGUUCCCCGGUAUCAGAGAUUCCCACUGGGUGAUGGCAGCUCUGUUCUUCUGGUUGAGACAAUCCAGAACAACCCCACCCUCAUCCUGGAAACUCCAUUUGUGACUCUCCAACGACAGGAGAGUGUAAUGGAAACUAGUAUUCCUGUUCCUGUCCUUAACUGGCAAGAUGGUUCCAGUAGGAAUCCAACUGUUGCAGAGUCAGACGUUAUUCAGUCUCAUGCUGGUAUCCUCAUGGAAAGUUCAUCACCUUCCUCCCCCUUAACAGCCCCAAUUUUCCGGGGAUUCCGGAGGGCCAGUGAGGUCAGCAUUGCCAGUCAGGUGUCGGGAAUGGCAGACAGUUACACAGCUUCCAACAUUGCAAACAAGCAAAAUUAUCACCCAAAUAAUUGCAAAAAGUUGGCUUUCUUGUUCAAACUUGUCCCACACAACAAAGCCCUUGCAAAAUACACUUUCUCUCAGGGCUAUAAUCAGUCCAAACAGAAUCAGAACAAGCAAAAGCUGAAACAGAAUUGUGUGAAUUCUGCUGCAAAACAGAGUCCAACACAACAGAGAGUCUCAGAGGUGGACAUCCAGACAGUUGCAGCAAGGUGGUGGGGAACGAAGAGGAUUGACUAUGCUCUCUACUGCCCAGAUGCUCUAACAGCUUUUCCAACUGUAGCCUUACCUCAUCUAUUUCAUGCAAGUUACUGGGAGUCAACAGAUGUUGUUUCAUUCCUACUGCGACAGGUAAUGAGACACGAAAAUGCAAGUGUUCUGGACCUGGACGGGAAAGAGGUUUCUGUAUUUAGUCCUUCAAAACCACGUGAAAAGUGGCUUCGCAAGAGGACGCAAGUUAAGAUACGGAAUGUUACAGCAAAUCAUCGAGUGAGUGAUGCUAUUGUUACUGAAGAUGGUCCUCAGACACUGACUGGGAGAUUUAUGUACGGGCCCCUGGACAUGGUCACACUGACUGGUGAAAAGGUGGACAUUCAUAUUAUGACUCAGCCUCCUGCAGGAGAGUGGGUUUAUUUUGACACUGAUAUUACAAACAACAGUGGUAGGAUUUCCUACAUCAUCCCAAAAGACAAAAGACUGGGAGUUGGUGUCUAUCCAGUAAAAAUGGUGAUUAGGGGAGAUCAUACGUCUGGAGAUAGCUACAUUACUGUUCUACCAAAAGGAACAGAGUGUGUCGUGUUUAGUAUUGAUGGAUCAUUUGCAGCCAGUGUUUCCAUUAUGGGCAGUGAUCCCAAGGUCAGAGCUGGAGCAGUUGAUGUUGUAAGACACUGGCAGGAUCUUGGCUACUUCAUUAUAUAUGUAACAGGGCGUCCCGAUAUGCAGAAGCAGAGAGUAGUGGCUUGGCUGGCUCAACAUAACUUCCCCCAUGGAAUUGUCUCCUUCUGUGAUGGACUCGUCCACGACCCCCUCAGGCACAAAGCCAAUUUUCUUCGCAGCCUCGUGCAAGAUGUGUCCAUGAAGAUUCAUGCAGCGUACGGAUCCACAAAGGAUAUUUCGGUUUACAGUUCUCUCGGCUUAUCACCAUCACAAAUCUACAUUGUAGGUCGCUCAUCUAAAAAGUACCAGCAUCAAUGUCAGUUUUUAUCAGAUGGAUAUGCAGCACAUCUAUCUCAGCUGGAGUAUAGCCAUCGAUCCGGUCCUGCUAAAAGUAAUUCCAGAAUGGUACUGCGCAAGGGCAGCUUCGGGUUACCCGGGCAGACGGACUUCCUGAGGAAACGGAACCAUUUGCUGCGCACUAUCUCCAGCCACCAAACGGCAUCCACAGCCCCAAAGCCUGAGCGGACACACAGCCAGUCUGAUAGUGAGCGGGAUCGAGACAAGGAGCGUAGUCAAAGGAGCAUGAGCAUCACUGCAGGAUGCUGGGGUCGCACAGGCAUAUCAAAACUGGAAUCUGGUGUUUAACAGAAGGGGCAAGACACUGGGAAAAGAUAGCAAGACGGCUUCAGGGAAAUGGGUCAGCAUAACAAAUGAAAUAUCUGCUGCUGACAUGAGCAUUGAAGCAAGCACUGCGGGUGAAAUGGGUACCAUGGUGCUAACAAAAAGAUACUGAAGAUGUAAACUCAUUGUGUUUAGUGUGAACUGCAGGCCUUAACAAUGCAGUGUUGCAUUGGGAACACUAGCUGUAAAGUAAACCUUCUCUUAGUCAUAGAGACAUAGUUCAGACUUUUAGACCCUGCUUAAUUCUGCAUCUUUUCUAUUCAGGGUUUGGCAAUGACUACUGUAAAUAUCCAUGCCUCCUAUCCAAAUAACUUAUAGUAUGUUAGUUCACUAGGUUUCUGUUGCUAACCAGACAUUUCCCAUAUGUUUUCUUGAAAUUCAGCAAGAACAUCAUGUAAGAUUAGCUGUUAUUUUUCAUGCAGUUUAGCUUUAUUAGCUCGAUACUGUAAAACCUCAGUUUUUGCACUGAUUAACUUUAGAUUGGAAUUCUGUUACUGCCGUUUGUCACUGCAUCAUCCCUCGUAGUGCAUGAUAGGACCUUCACAUUAAUAUCAGAGUAAUCUUGUGUGUGGAUUGUAAACUUGUGAGGAUUCAAUCCAAGGCAUCUUGCCAAAUUGCCUGAAAUUGCAGAUUAGAAUCAUCCACGUGGAAAUGUUAGCCAUGUUUAAGAAGAACUUGGUUUGUUGAAUGAUAAUAAGAAAUGUAGUAGCAUCCAAUGGAACAGAAUCCAUUUUUGCAGUGAUGAAAAGUGAAUUGUAAAUUAGAUCUCUUGCCAAACAUUUGAUAAAUGAAAUCAAUGUUGGUGGUUCUGUGAUGAUCUGUUUCUGUGAAUUAGUUUAAAAGUCUGUUGUCAGUUGAAUUUGCAUCACUGCUACAUGGAGGAGAUGAGAAUCUAACUCGAGCCUAGACUGUAAUUCCUAUUUGAGGCAGGAGGAAGAGUGCAGCAGAUGUGACUAAAAGUGUAAUGAAAAUUCAAGUGUUGGUCUUUAGGGUUUAAAUGAUGGUUAUUUGUUAAGUGUGUGCUGAUCCAGAGGGUCGGAAAUGAGUAGAUGCAUUAUCUCCUAAUUACCGUGCCAAGUGGCAAUAGGUUAAAGAAUUAACAGAACAUGUGAACAAAGAUACUAAGUUGACAGUUCUUUUAAGCUUCCAUCUGUUCUAUGGACAGUUUAAUUUUCUGUUCAUUAAAUAAGACGUUUUUUUCAUGUUCACAUCGUUACAUUAUCUUACAAGUAUGUGACAAAUACCUUGGUUUUAUGAGAACUGACUCAAGAAAGCUACUCGUAAGUACCAGUGAUGCUUACAUGUAUAUGAAAUAUACAUCAGGAACGAAUGAGUUCUGCAUUGCUACAGGUUUUUAAACACAGUUAGCACAAAUCAUUUGUUGAAAUCAGGUUCUUAAAUGUAGGUCAACCCAUGUGCUUCCGAUAACAAAACCUUGAAUGAUUAGGGUUGGUGUUGUCACAUUUUCUUGUGUGAAUUAUUUGUGUUGGGGUGAGGCUUGGAGACAGAACUGAGAGCCAUUAACCUCUGUCCAGUCUUUGAAAACACCUGACUCUCAAUUUUACUUUAAAGAAGAAGGAACUAACUUCAGUGUUCCUCACAACAAAGAUGGACUGUUUCUCUACAGGUAAUGAGAUUGAAUGCUUCUUUCCAAAAAGAUCACUUUUGAAGUGAGUAAAUUCCCAAUUCCUGAUAAUUUGUCCAGAAUAUAAAUUAUUGUUGGUAUCUUUGCAGCAGUCACCAUCUGCAGACCUGCCUCUACUCUGUGCUUCUUUAAAACCAGCCUCCAGGAGGCAACUGAGUUUGAUGGAACUUUCCUUCCUAAACUUUAUAAUGUGUUGGGGAGGGAAGGGACCUAAUUGUGCGCGGGACUCAUUUGCACCAUUCUGUAUUACAACACUGUGUUCUUCCAAAUCGAGAUAACUGCAUGUAUUUCCACUUAAAUUAGGAACUGUUCCAGGUGGAUUAAUAAGUAAUGUUUUCCUGUUACUGAAAGGUUUGUCCAUUUAUUUAGUACUGGAUGCUGCUGCGUACAACCAUCCACGUUGAUCUACUAUCUCAUUAAAAGGCAAUUGGAGCUGAGAAGAUUUUUGGCAAAUCCCAAAACUUAGCACACAAGAAAGGAAGAUAAACCAUAUAACAGAUGCACUAGAUAGGGGGAUGUUGGAAAUGUUCUAUAACAAUAUGUGUGUAGAUAAUGUAAAGCAAGAUAUGUAAAUGUAGGUCUAAAUAAGGCAAGAGGUAUUUAUUUGUGUAGAUAAAUUGCAGGAGGUGACAAAUCCUUCAAAAUUUAUUAAUAUUUGAAAGUUUGAAUUUUGUUUUGAACAUUAUAUAUAAAAUUGUUUUAUGGACCAAGAAGAAUUUUACUGCCAUUGCACAAGUGCAAUAUACAACCACUAUUCAUAAUCAGUAAUCAUGGCAUUGACAAUCAGUGUAACAUAUGGACUGGAAUAAAUGUGACCUUUUAAUGACUGAAGGCUAAAACAUUCAUUCUCUUCCCUCGUUUCAGAGAUAGGUACCAGUUCCCUUGAGUUUCAGAAUAUGGACCUGAUUUUUAUACAAGAAUGGAACUUACAAUGCGGUGUGGUAGAUGUGGCAGCCAAAGCUGCCAAGAUGUCCCUUUCUGAAUGCAUUGCAUGCAUUUCACAUUGAGUAAUUGGUUACUUUCCCUGAAUAAUUUGAGAUGUUGAUAUUUUCAUUCUGAAUCGGUUCGACCCUUGUUUUGAAGCUGCAAAAUUCUAUUCGUCCCAAAGCUGAAGCAAGUGCCAAAUAAAAUUUUGUGUUUAUAUUUCAAUCUGAAGUAGAGAACUUUCUCGAGGCCCUGAUCAGAAUUUACUUGAGUUUCUUCACUUCCCUUCCCUACAAGGCAGACACUGAUCUCAUGGUGUCACCAUUACAUGUACGAUCUUUUGAGUGUUAAACAAUUGGGUUCUGAAGUCUGCCCUGAGUCUCUAUUAACUGUACAAGGUAAUGGAUGUGCCCUAGCUGUGAACCCAUCAGAGAUGCAAAUUCAGAUCUCCACCAUCUCGCAUACGAGAUACAAGAGGCAAUUGUAGUGUUACGAGCAGAUCAGCAGCCUUUGCAUCAAUUAAGAUCAAUUGAAUUUCUCAGCACUCCCACACAAUGCAGAAACCAAUGUGUAACUCUGCAUAUUGACACAAAUUAUAACAUAUUUUUCCACCAGAUUUUCUGAAAUAAUUUCAAAUCCUAUUUAUUAUGCUGAUAUUUUGAUUUGAGCCAAAUAAAGUUGUAGUUGACAUCAAGGAUUAAUCACAGGGUCAGGCACUUGCUUUAAUAAUGCAGUUAACUAUUCAGCCUUGACUGACAUUUAUUUUUGUCUCAGACUGAUUUCUUUAGAGUAAAAUCAAAUACAGCAAUCCUAUAGCAGUAGGUUUUCUGGCCAAAGCUCAGAAGAAAUCUCUCGCAAUCCUGAGCACAAUCCUGAGUAGACAAACACAAUGGUACAGAUUUCUAGUACUCUGUCUAACUCACUGAAGGGUCACCAAUAAAUCCAGCCAUGCCCUUCAUAAGCAUGUGAACACUUGGUCAUCUUGCUGAUGAAAGGUAAGACAACUUGCUGCAUUUAAGCAUUAGCUGCUGAAGCCUCACAUCACUGUUCUGUGCAAAAUCCAUCGAUAUAUUGAUAACUUUGACAGUAAUUUUUUAUUCAGAAGUGUUUGUUAUAUUUUGUUUAUAGAAAUGUUACAUAUAAACACAACUGAAAACUUGUUCAAUCUGUUAAAUAGCUGAACACCCCAAAUUAACUAAAGACUAUAUUAGAUUUAAGCUGCUGCAAUCAGUCUCCAUUCCUUAGAUUUUGGUUCAUUGUCGGUAGAGAGACCUUUUACAAUCUGUUCACUUGUAUGUAAACACUCCAAACUUGCACAAAUUUCUACUUCUGGCUGUUGUCAUGCAUUGUUAUGCCUAGGUGUGCUUUUGUGCGUAAUUGUAUGUUAUAUGGAUUAAAUGAAAUUGGGACAGCA
Messenger RNA from Chiloscyllium plagiosum (whitespotted bambooshark), 9348 nucleotides. The record is from RefSeq and is a predicted model, not a curated record. Lineage: Eukaryota; Metazoa; Chordata; Chondrichthyes; Orectolobiformes; Hemiscylliidae.